Messenger RNA from Erythranthe guttata (spotted monkey flower), 674 nucleotides. RefSeq names its product small ubiquitin-related modifier 2. The record is from RefSeq and is a predicted model, not a curated record. NCBI's taxonomy places the organism in Eukaryota, Viridiplantae, Streptophyta, Magnoliopsida, Lamiales, Phrymaceae.
UCCACUUUUGAACACCCAACAUUAAUUCAACCACUACAACAAUUAUUCAUAUCUUUUGACCUAACAAAUAACACACACACACACACACACUUGCAAGAAAAUGGUGAAAGGUCUCAGUGGGAGGAAGAAGCCGGCCGAGGAACCAGUUCUUCCCAAGGUUACAAUCUGCAUUGCCCAGGAUGGAGACGAAGUCUACUUUCGAUACGUUCGAAACAAGAAAAUUCAAAAUCUGUUGACCCUUUACUGCAAAGAAAAGAACAUCGACUACCGAUCUGUCGAGUUUUUGUUCAACGGUAAACGAAUCGCAACCGGAAGGAAUGCUAAUCAGCUUGGCAUGGUGGAUGGAGAUCAAAUAGAUGUUAUGACGCAUAAUAUUGGAGGUGGCUAAAAGCUCUCAACCAAUGAAAAAUUAAACAAUAAUUAAUAUAUGGUAUUUAAUUUGGUUUAUAUUAUAAAUUAAAAUUAAUAUCUCUAGGAUUUGUUUGGGUUGUGGAUUAAUUAGACAUGAUUUAUUAAUUAAUCAUGUAACAUUAUCAGGUAUUUGUGAAGUAUGAUUUUGGUUACUGAUCAUGCAAAUGAAGGAUGCCUAUAGUAUAUUGUUUUAUUUAAUUUCGACUUUUAGUAAACGUAAGACAUUUUAUUAGUUAAUUAAAAUCCGGCACCAACCCUAUUUU